Coccinella septempunctata (seven-spotted ladybird) is the source of this 876-nucleotide messenger RNA. RefSeq names its product nascent polypeptide-associated complex subunit alpha (gene Nacalpha). The coding region runs from base 88 to 762 and encodes 224 amino acids. The record is from RefSeq and is a predicted model, not a curated record. NCBI's taxonomy places the organism in Eukaryota, Metazoa, Arthropoda, Insecta, Coleoptera, Coccinellidae. Gene Ontology annotation, biological process: protein targeting to membrane. The transcript is spliced from 4 exons. Gene Ontology annotation, cellular component: nascent polypeptide-associated complex; cytoplasm.
GAUCAAUUUGGUUCUGUGGGGUAACCUCCUUUUUCCUCCGCAUUCAACCGAAUCUGAAGGUGAACGCAUUUGUAACAGAUUUACACAAUGCCAGAAACGACGGAAGUUGAUAAAGCUGCAGCUGUUGAGCCUAAGGUUGAACAAAGUUCGAGUUCCACAGAAAGUGACUCUGAUGAGGAGGACUUGCCCGAAUUGAAUGAAGCUGCGGCAACUCAAGCAGUGGCUGCUCCCAGUGCAGACAAUGCCACUGGAACUGCUUUUCCAACAGGCGCCGCUACCGGUUUACCAAUAGAUAUGGUAUCGAAAGCCAAACAAUCUAGGGGUGAGAAAAAAGCCAGGAAAAUUAUGUCCAAGUUGGGAUUAAAACCAGUGCAAGGAGUAAGUAGAGUAACAAUCCGGAAAUCCAAAAAUAUCCUAUUCGUAAUAAACAAGCCAGAUGUCUACAAAAAUCCUGUUAGUGAUACUUAUAUUGUAUUUGGUGAGGCUAAGAUUGAAGAUUUGUCACAACAACAGCAAAUUGCUGCUGCUGAGAAGUUCAAAGAAGUUAAUCCUGCUGGUGAAGAAGCUACAGGAAAUCCUACUACUUCAGUAGCUCCCAUAGCUGAAGAAUCAGAAGACGAAGAAGUUGACGAGACAGGAGUUGAAGAUAAAGAUGUUGAAUUAGUCAUGUCUCAAGCUAGUGUUAGCAGGGCGCGGGCUAUAAAAGCCCUCAAAAAUAAUCAGAACGAUAUAGUGAAUGCGAUCAUGGAAUUGACCAUGUAGUGCUCUCACAGAAUCUGGAAUCAUACGAUCAUUUCAUCAUCACUUGAUAUCAUAGAGCCACCCUUGUACAAGGAGUGUACAUUAAGUUAGUCAUUAAAUAUUCUUCAAAGCCUA